This is a messenger RNA of Ictidomys tridecemlineatus (thirteen-lined ground squirrel), 1330 nucleotides long. NCBI's taxonomy places the organism in Eukaryota, Metazoa, Chordata, Mammalia, Rodentia, Sciuridae. The record is from RefSeq and is a predicted model, not a curated record.
CAGCAACCAAUUGAGGAGUGCACCGUGGAGCAAGGUCAGGGACUGCAACACGUGGCCUCACGCCCAAGGCUGUGCCUACAGGUUGUCAUGAGAUGGUGAAGGAGAUCCCUGUCACCACCAGGAGGCCAAUCAAAGAUGCCCUAUCAAGCCUUGAGGACCACUAUCCACACGGGGUCUGGCAGCAGCAGCUGGGAGCAGGAGAGAAACAGCAGUAGCUGUCAGCGCACUGAAGUCCCAGGGGAAGUGUCAUGGUGGUGGCAGCGGCUGUGGUGGUCAGAGCAGUGGUUUCUGGGCCAGCUACACGAGCAGCAGCAGCUGACACAGCCAAUGACAGUGUUGCUGCCUCAGCCUCAGCAGCAGCCUCUCUCUGGUGCCCAGCGUCUCCAGCAAGGACAGGGUGGAGAGAUGGUGGCUUCCCCCGCAGCCUCUUGCCCUAUCUGGGUCCUGAGUGAUCCAUUAGCAUUGCAGGUGGCAGCCAGAUCCCCAUCCCUGCCUGGUCCAGCAGACUGGUGUGGCAGUCUGGCUGCACUCUGGAACCACGGCAGCUGUCAGCCCAGGAGCUGGACACCAGGCAAAGGGGUGCGUGCUCCCCCAGGCCCAGGCACCAACAACAUCCUUUGGGGGAGACUCCGCCCUUCCUCCUCUCUUUCAUCAGGAGGUUGGUGGAAUUCUGCUUCACCAAGUCACCUAGAGGCUCCAUCUCCAUGCAGGGCUGGGUACUUCACCCAAACAAGGGAAGGAAGAAUUUGAGGGGGUGCACUUCCAUGUCACCUUCACUGACACCCCAAGGACCGAACCGCAGCCCAUAGAGCUGAACGGGUGCUAGGAAAUGUGGAGAAGCAAUUUGAUGAGCAGCAAAUGAAUGUCUGCAAAUGAAUGGAAGAAAUGAACACACAAAUAGACAGUUAAGAAAACAGCCUUCAAAAAAUGCAGUGCUGUGUGUAAAGGUUAAAUUUAAGUUUUUCUCUCCUGAUAAGUUUAAGUUUUGCUUUUCUGUAAGUUUAAGUUCUGUUUUCCUGGAACCCGAAACUUAUGUUAAAAACAGUUACUUAUGUUAAAAUGUACCCUGACCCAACCCAACACCCCCUGACAAAACGCAUGAUUAUUCUGUAAUGGUUAUUUUGUAACAAUCGCACUCUGGCACCCUAACUGCCAUAUGAACUUCCCUGUUUAAACACUGUAUAAAAACUCUGCUUAAGCUGUACUCAGGGCUCCAGUUUCUCUCAGGAGAACUCUGGGCCCCAGCAUGCUGGUUCCCGCCCCCCCACACACAAUAAACCCUUUGCUUUUGCAUGAGACAAGUCUCUUGGUGGUUUCUUCCUCCGACGUU